UUCACUCAUAACAUACCAUCACCUAACUAACUCUCAACUGAUAAUGGAUCACAAAAAGCAACAGUCCAGUGGUUCUUCUUCGUCUUCUUCGUUUACGGAGAAUCUGUUUGGCCCCAAGGAUGUAUCCUCCGCCUCCUCGUCGGGCCUCUUCAGCUCGGUUUUCGGUCCUUCCUCUACGGGUCUAGGAAGACAUCCAUCACACUCUACCAACACAGGGUUGUCGAAAAAUCAGGAGUUUGGAGGUCCAUACGGAAGUGGCAAACCUUCAACACAAGAUUACAAGGCACAAAGAAGCACGGGUCCGGAUUACCGAAAUGAAACAGCAGAGCCAAGCUAUCUCAGUUCAUCCAUCUAUUAUGGUGGCCAAGAAGUUUAUUCUCCAAACACCCAAACCACUCGCCCUCCGCACACAGUCAAGAAAGAUGGAGGUGAGACUGAUCCAAAUGGGAGCAGUGCUUCAAGGGGAAACUGGUGGCAAGGAUCUCUCUACUACUAAAUGGUGUGUCUUACUAUGCAUGUAUGAAGAUGAAGAUUAGAGAGUGGCAAGACAGUAAAUAAGUCCUAAAGUUUUGCCAGAGCUUGAAGUUUUUAGAUUUUCUUUAUUAAGAUCUUAAUUAAUGUAUAUGAACUGAUGCUUGUCUGGUCAGGCAGGGUCAUGAUAUCUGUUUGUUUCAAGGCUUUUUUUAUUAGUCUUAACAAGUGGUCACAUGGAGUUGAAUGUGACUAGCUUCAA
Molecule: messenger RNA, 733 nt
Organism: Helianthus annuus (common sunflower)
Lineage: Eukaryota; Viridiplantae; Streptophyta; Magnoliopsida; Asterales; Asteraceae
Exons: 5
Coding region: 44-496 (150 amino acids)
Source: RefSeq, a predicted model, not a curated record